This is a messenger RNA of Saimiri boliviensis boliviensis (Bolivian squirrel monkey), 2780 nucleotides long. RefSeq names its product zinc finger BED-type containing 1 (gene ZBED1). The record is from RefSeq and is a predicted model, not a curated record. Gene Ontology annotation, biological process: regulation of transcription by RNA polymerase II. Lineage: Eukaryota; Metazoa; Chordata; Mammalia; Primates; Cebidae. Gene Ontology annotation, cellular component: nucleus. Gene Ontology annotation, molecular function: DNA binding; protein dimerization activity.
CGAGCGUCGCGGUGGGGUCGCGGGUCGGGGUCCGGGGUGGGGGGCGUGCGCGCCUGGGACCUUCCGGCCCCGCGCUUCCGGUCCCCCUUGCCCGGCUCCCCCGCGCUCCCGGCGCCGGGCCGGGCCCGGCCGUUCCCUCCGCGCGCGCGUGGCCUCCCCGCCUGCCCCGGGCGGGACUCCCACCGAGAAACCCCCGCGCAACCCCACCCGGUACCCCGACACCUCCCGGGCAUGGCCGGGGCCCGCACGCCCCGCGCCCCGCAGCUCGCGCGGCUCCGCCCGCCGCCCGGGGUCGGCCGGUGACCGCACGCCCUUCAGGCCCAGGACGGGAGGAGGGGACGACCCGGGGACCUCCACCCGCACCCGCCCCAGGCAGGUCCCCACGAAUGAGUGGCAGUCCGGGCGGCAGCCUGCGGCGGGCCGAGAAGCGAUGGAGACUAAUAAAGGGCUGGAGAGCUCGCAGGCAGACCUGAAGCUGGUGGCGCACCCGCGCGCCAAGAGCAAGGUGUGGAAGUACUUCGGCUUCGACACCAACGCGGAGGGAUGCAUCCUGCAGUGGAAGAAGAUCUACUGCCGCAUCUGCAUGGCGCAGAUCGCCUACUCCGGGAACACCUCCAACCUGUCCUACCACCUGGAGAAGAACCACCCCGAGGAGUUCUGCGAGUUCGUCAAGAGCAACACGGAGCAGAUGCGCGAGGCCUUCGCCACCGCCUUCUCCAAGCUGAAGCCCGAGGCGGCCCAGCCGCCCGGUCCCGACGCGCUGGCCGCCAAGGCCGCCCACGGCCACGACAGCAAGAAGCAGCAGGAGCUGACGGCCGCCGUGCUGGGCCUCAUCUGCGAGGGGCUGUACCCGGCCUCCAUCGUGGACGAGCCCACCUUCAAGGUGCUGCUCAAGACGGCCGACCCCCGCUACGAGCUCCCCAGCCGCAAGUACAUCUCCACCAAGGCCAUCCCUGAGAAGUACGGCGCCGUCCGCGAGGCGGUCCUCAAGGAGCUGGCCGAGGCCACCUGGUGCGGCAUCUCCACGGACAUGUGGAGGAGCGAGAACCAGAACCGCACCUAUGUGACGCUGGGCGCCCACUUCCUGGGUGCGGGCCCCCCCGGCUGCCUCUCCGUGGGCUCGCGCUGCCUCAAGACGUUCGAGGUGCCCGAGGAGAACACGGCGGAGACCAUCACGCGCGUGCUCUACGAGGUCUUCAUCGAGUGGGGCAUCGGCGCCAAGGUGUUCGGCGCCACCACCGACUACGGCAAGGACAUCGUGAAGGCCUGCUCGCUGCUGGACGUCGCGGUGCACAUGCCGUGCCUGGGCCAGGCCUUCCAGGCCGCCAUCCAGCAGGCCUUCCGGCUCCCGAAGCUGGGCGCGCUGCUGGCGCGCUGCCGCAGGCUGGUGGAGUACUUCCAGCAGUCCGCCGUGGCCAUGUACAUGCUGUACGAGAAGCAGAAGCAGCAGAACGCGCCGCACUGCAUGCUGGUCAGCAACCGCGUGUCCUGGUGGGGCAGCACGCUGGCCAUGCUGCAGCGCCUCAAGGAGCAGCAGUUCGCCAUCGCGGGCGUGCUGGUGGAGGACAGCAACAGCCACCACCUCAUGCUGGAGGCGGGCGAGUGGGCCACCAUUGACGCGCUGGUGAAGCUGCUGCAGCCCUUCAAGCAGGUGGCGGAGAUGCUGUCGGCCUCCCGGUACCCGACCAUCAGCAUGGUGAAGCCGCUGCUGCACAUGCUCCUGAACACCACGCUCAGCGUCAAGGAGACGGACGCCAAGGAGCUCAGCAUGGCCAAGGAGGUCAUCGCCAAGGAGCUCUCCAAGACCUACCAGGAGGCCCCCGAGAUCGACAUGUUCCUCAACGUGGCCACCUUCCUGGACCCGCGCUACAAGCGGCUGCCCUUCCUCUCCGCCUUCGAGCGGCAGCAGGUGGAGAACCGCGUGCUGGAGGAGGCCAAGGGCCUGCUGGACAAGCUCAAGGAUGGCGGCGGGGGCGGCUACCGCCCGGCGGAGGACAAGAUCCUCCCGGCCGCGGCCCCCGAGGAGCCGCCCGUGAAGAAGCUCAUGCGCGCGUCCACGCCGCCGCCCACCAGCGUCAUCAACAGCAUGCUGGCGGAGAUCUUCUGCCAGACGGGCGGCGUGGAGGACCAGGAGGAGUGGCACGCGCAGGUGCUGGAGGAGCUCAGCAACUUCAAGUCGCAGAAGGUGCUGGGCCUCAACGAGGACCCUCUCAAGUGGUGGUCCGAUCGCCUGGCCCUGUUCCCCCUGCUCCCCAAGGUGCUGCAGAAGUACUGGUGCGUGGCGGCCACGCGGGUCGCACCCGAACGUCUCUUUGGCUCCGCCUCCAACGUGGUCAGUGCCAAGAGGAACCGGCUGGCCCCCGCGCACGUGGACGAGCAGGUCUUUCUGUACGAAAACUCCCGUGGCGGGGCGGAGGCGGAGCCUGAGGACCAGGAUGAGGGGGAGUGGGGCCUGGACCAGGAACAGGUGUUCCCCCUGGGGGACGGCGUCAGCGGCGGCUUCUUUGGCAUCAGGGACAACAGCUUUCUGUAGCGACGGACCCUCUCGUCUUAGAGGUCACCCCCGCGGGAGUCCGCGGGGUGCUUUACUGUACAUACCCACGCGGUUGGCUCCGUUUUGAACCUCAGAGACCAUCCACCGUCUUUGAUGCCUAGUUGGGAAGGCAGAAAAAGGAAAGAGAUGCCAGAAGUGAGAGAGAGCUGGGCGCGGGGGCUCACGCCUGUAAUCCCAGCACCUUGGGAGGCCAAAGCGGGCAGAUCACCUGAGGUUAGGAGUUCGA